AUGCAAGUCCUGAGCCUCCUCUACCGCCAAUUACAAGCCGCCCGCCACCUGGAGGGAGAACACCUCAUCGCCUGCCCAAGAGCCUUCCAACCACACGAAAUAUUUGACAGUUGGGAAGAAGACCUUGAGCUUGGUGUUGGCGUUACUUUUCAAUCCAUUGAAAACCUAUGGCUGCAAGGAUCUCAAUCUCACUGCCCUGGAACUAGGACAGCAACAACUGUUAUAGAACAAGCAGCUCUGGGCCGACCUUUCCAAUUGGGAAUGUUGUAUGACUGCCGAUCAGAUUUUCUGAUUCCAGGUGUCACAUUGUGGGAUUUAGAGAUUCUGCAGAAAGAUCUUGAAAUAAGGCUUCAGCCUGAGACCGAAUUUGACGUCAUUGCAUCCGACUCCACUGAUACGAAAGCCUCUGCGCUGAAUGUGGAUGGAUCAUUGAAAGCAAGUUUCUUGUGCGGCUUGGUGGAAGUGGCAGGAUCAGCGAAAUAUCUCAAUGACACAAAGAGAUCGAGGCAACAAGCCCGAGUGACCCUUCAGUACCGAGCAACAACCAGGUUUGAGCAGCUGACAAUGAGCCACUUGGGGCUGCAGAAUAUAACCCAUCCGAAUGUGUUUGAUGAGGGGACAGCAACUCACGUGGUUACAGCAGUGCUGUACGGGGCUCAGGCUUUCUUUGUGUUUGAUCAAGAGGUCUCUGCAACAGAGAACCUGAAGGACAUUCAGGGUCACCUUAAGGGGAUAGUUAACAUGAUUCCGACUAUUGCAAUCGAGGGUCAGGUCUCCCUAGAAAUGGCAGAGGAACAAAUAUCCAAUGCCCAGAAAUUCAGCUGCACAUUUCAUGGGGAUUUCUUCCUGGAAAACAAUCCCACCACAUUCCAAGAUGCUGUCAAAAUCUACACAACCCUCCCAAAGUUACUGGGAGAUGAUGGAGAGCACGCAGUGCCCAUGAGGGUCUGGCUCUACCCACUCAACAAACUGGACUCCAAAGCUGCUCAGCUGGUACGGGACAUAAGUAUCGGAUUGCUCAAUGACUGCCAGUCUGUGCUGGAGCAGCUCAGUGAGACGGUGAUCAGAUGUAAUGAUAUGAUGAGAGACAGUGUCACUGUUCAAUUUCCAGAGAUCGGGGACAGGAUACUGAAAUUCCGAGAGAUGUGUCUGGAGUACAGAGUGGUUUUCCAGAAAGCUUUAUCCAGCGUGUUACCAUCUAUCCGUGGAGGUGGGGAGGAGGAAGGGUCACUGGUGAAUAUUCUGAAGAACAAGGAACAGUCACCAUUCAAACACCAGGCACUGAGCAAAUGGCUGGAUGACAGGAAGGAGGAAAUGUAUAUGGUGAGGUAUUACCUCAGUAUAUUAAAGGAUAUAUACACUGUAAAAUCAAGAAGUGAGUUAUAUCACAAAGUGUUUGGCCUAGAAAGAGAGAAUCUGGUCUGCUUCACAUUCACAUCCCUGCAGCAAGAGGAUUUCUAUCUGUCAGAAGCAGACAGCUACCUACAGUCUCACACAGCUGAGAAAAUGCAGGUACCAGAUCCUGCUAACCAGGUCAGUGCAGAACAUCACAACCAGCAGUGGUUUCACUCAGAGUCUGUAUCCCAGAAGAUGAGGGAGCUCUCUGACUCAUUCCUGGAUUUUGCCACAGCGAACAGAGCACAAGGGAAAACAAAGUUCAUUGUUGCAUCUGUGCAGGAUGACAGUAAUGUGGGAGCAUCGAUUUACCUGUAUGGGGGAGGGUUUGUGGUGAAUCACUGCUUCACACCCCCAUCACAGCCGGAGAGACCUGUGGUCAGUGGAACAUCACAUGACAGUGUGACUCUCCAAUUACAGCCACCGAGACAUGGAGCUGGGGAGACUGUUGGGUACAGGGUGGAAUACCGAAACAUCCAACAGGAGGAAUGGAAAACUGUGGAUACUCCUGAUAAAUCUGAAUCCAUCACAAUUCCUGGGUUACAGCCACAUCAGGAAUAUCAAUUCCAAUACAGAGCAGUGACCAAGGUCGGGGUCAGCAAGGCCAGUGAGAGUUCCUGGGUCACCACACGUCCUACAAGCCCACCUGGUAAACCUUUACCAUCCCAGCUUUACUGGGAUGAUGCAUCACUCACCUGGGACAGGCCAACUGAGCUUGGAGCUGGUGUUAAUAUUGUUCAGUACAGGAUUGAAUAUAGAGAAGGAAAGGCAGGUCCCUCCAGCACAGAGAAUGCAUUGUGGGAGGAAAUAAGGACAACAGACAGUGAAUGUUGUUGUACUUUAGAGGGAUUGAUACCCAACACCAUCUACAGAGUGCGAGUGUCUGCUGACUGUGGAGAAGGAGGUUCUAGUGAACCAAGUGAGGAGCUUUUAAUAGAAACUAAAAAUCAACCAAAGAGACUGGCUGUGAAACUUCUCAGAGAAUGUACAUUAACAGCCAGGGGGAACCCUCCCAUUUACACACUGCCCUUACAGAAGAAGGUAUUUGAUAAGGCUGGACACCUUGUAAAAUGCUCCUUUGGAAAACCCACUGGAAAACACAGUGUGAGGACAAUCAUGGUUCUUGGAGCAACAGGAGCAGGAAAAACAACCCUCAUCAAUGGGAUGGUCAACUACAUCCUGGGUGUGGGAUGGGAGGACAACUUCAGAUACAAAUUAAUCAAUGAAGGGACAGGAAGAUCCCAGGCUGAAAGUCAGACAUCAUCAAUCACUGCCUAUGAACUGCACUAUCGAGCAGGAUUCCAGAUUGAUUACUCUGUCACUAUCAUCGACACUCCAGGAUUCGGAGAUACCAAGGGGAUAAUCCGAGAUAAAUUGCUCACUGAUCAGAUCCGAGAGUUCUUCACUUCCCCAGAUGGUGUCGAUCAGAUCGAUGCCGUGUGUUUUGUUGCUCAGGCCUCUUUGGCUCGUCUGACCCCGACACAGAAAUAUGUCUUUGAUUCAAUUCUUUCCAUUUUUGGUAAAGAUAUUGCAGAGAACAUCCGAAUCCUGGUGACAUUUGCAGAUGAUCAGGCUUCCCCUGUUCUGGAGGCCAUCAAUGCUGCUGAGGUACCGUGUCCCAAAGAUAAAAAAGGUUUCCCAGUUCACUUCAAGUUCAACAAUUCAGCCAUAUUUGCUCAAAGACACGUUCCUGGUAACUCUGUUAACAAUACAAGCCCAGAUAUUGUUAGUAAGGAGGAGGAAGAUGAAGCAUAUGACAAUAGCUUUGCUGCAAUGUUCUGGAAGUUGGGACUGAACAGCAUGAGGAAAUUCUUUUCAGUUCUGAGCAAAAUGGAAACAAAGAGUUUACGUUUAACAAAUGAGGUCCUGAGGGAGCGUCAGCAACUGCAGGCUGCAGUAGAGGGAUUGCAGCCUGUGAUCAAAGUGAGUUUAACAAAACUGGAGGAGAUCAGGAGGACAGAACAGGCUCUGAAACAACACCAGAUCAAUCUAGAUGCAAAUAAGGAUUUUGAGUAUGAAGUUCAAAGCACAGUUCCAGUGAAGAUGGAUAUCAGUGGGAGCGGCAAUUACAUAACCAACUGUCAGAAGUGUAAUUUCACCUGUCACUAUCCCUGUGCCAUUCCUAAUGAUGAUGGCAAAAAGGGAUGUAUAGCAAUGAACCAGAAUGGAUACUGCAAAGUCUGUCCAAAUAAGUGUACUUGGUCUGUUCAUUUCAACCAAAAGUACAAAUUUGAAUAUGAAACCAGAAAGGAGAAGAGAACAUAUAGGGAGCUGAAAGAAAAGUAUGAGAAGGAAACCGGUGAAAAGAUGACACAAGAGAAAAUCUUGAAGCAACUUCAGCAGGAAUUUGCUGAGGUUAUGGAUGUGGUGUUGAAACUGAUUGCAAUGUCAAACCAGUGCAUUUUAAGACUUGAGGAAAUAGCUCUCAGACCAAACCCAUUAUCAACCCCAGAAUACAUUGAUCUGCUGAUUCAAUCUGAGAAAGAGGAAGCAAAGCCUGGGUUCCUGGACAGAAUCCAGUCACUGAUCGAAGUCAAGGAACAGGCUGAAUUAAUAGCAAAGGUUGCUGGAAAAGAGGAGCUGUUACCAAAGGAAUCAAAACCAUAUCAAGCUAAAAUGGACAAUAAACCACUUCAACCUGAUAAAAUAAUCCAUCAGGCAUGGAAAUGGAUCAAACAGCAGGUAGAGAAUCGCUGGGAAGGCAGGCCAAAAGCUCUUGAGUGAAGUCCCACCUGCUCCAAAGAUGGGUAAUGACACCUCUGAACAGGUUGAUUAGAAGAUAUAUCAAAAACAAUCUUUAAAAUUGAAUAUUUUAAAGUAUGUUUAAUAUAUACAUUUACUAUAAUACCCAAAUGAUCAUUUAGGCUUUUACUCCACUGAUUUAACUAAGUCUACCAAGCACUUUCCCAUAUGGAGAAUACUUGCUUCUCUCAUAAACUAAGGUCUAAUUCUAUUUCAUUGAUGUGAAGUAAUUCCAUCCAGAUAUUUCCAAUUUGAACAACAGACACUCCCUUGCAUUACACCCAGAGAAAGCAAGAGAGAGGUCCAAAACCUCUGUGUAAAACCUCCAGUUCUCUGUUCAAGUUGCUUUUUCCAAUGGACUUUUGUUGGACUUUAAAAUUUCACCCACUCAACUCAGAAGAAGAUGACUGUUCCCAGGAUUAUCCAGCUACCACCAGGCAUAAAGCGAAAAACCACUCCCUGGCGUGUGAUCCAUUUUUUAUCAUAACCCCAACCAAACCAACACAAAGGACUUGAAGAUGAAGUUUCUGCCUCAGCCAAUUCCAAACAAAGGAAACCAUCAAAACCCACUAUUAUUUCACUUGGCAAAAAAUGUCCAUAAUUAUCUAUCACCAAACACGACAGGUUUUGGACAGGACAUCAAAACUCAUGAGAAUAAUGUUGUGUAAGUUGCAAGGGUUGUUAUGGAGCUGCAAUUCAUUGGUCAUAAAUAACAUGUGGAUGGAGCUAAAGUCCACCAAACAGGGCUACAGUAUGGACAUGAAUAAAAUGGAUAAUAAAAGAUUGGAGGUCGAUAUAUCAAGGAUUAUCAUGUUCUGCAGUGUUUAGUUUAAACGUAAAAUAAAUUUUGUCACUUUGAAAUCUAAGCCUGAAGAUGUUCUUGACUUAGUCUGCUUGAGGACAAAGCUGUCUUGAAACCAAACUCAUAACAUGGCAUCAAACCGCACAAAAGCUGGUGGCAGCUAUGAGAAGCAUGGCUUGGAAUAACUAAGUGUAGAUCAAGAAACAGACCUGAGACUUCAAGAAGAGAAAAAUUCAAAAUAUAUAUUUUUGCAAAAAAAAAUUAUCUACACAGCUUUAAGAUCAGCUCACAACCAGAAAAGCUGCAGAGCUGAAAGAACACCACCAGCACUGACUAAGCCAGAAACACUAACAUCAACCGUCUUCUCACCCCUACUGAGACUUCCUUAUUGGGCAGUGACUCGAAAGAAAUGCUUGGAUUUACAUAUUAAUCAAUCGAAACCUGACGUCCAUUCUAACUGAUUAAAACUUAACAACUAUCUAAGUUUGUUCAUUACACUCACAUCAAUUGUAUAACCCUUUGAUCUUUUACCUAUAAAUUCUAUGUCCGAUUAUAUAAACAUAUAUUCCUCACUAACACCUAAAGGACCAAAGCUCCAAAAGCCUGUGUUUUCAAAUAAAUCUG
This is a messenger RNA of Chiloscyllium plagiosum (whitespotted bambooshark), 5563 nucleotides long. The record is from RefSeq and is a predicted model, not a curated record. NCBI's taxonomy places the organism in Eukaryota, Metazoa, Chordata, Chondrichthyes, Orectolobiformes, Hemiscylliidae.